UGAGUUAACAGAUUUCUGUCUUUUGAUGACUCACUGUGUACAGCAGUCAUUCAGUGGAAUGAGAUAUAGUUACCCACACAAAUUAAGUUCCUUCUCCCUGGCAUGCAUCAGUUGAAAUCUAUUUCAGAGCUGGCACAUAAAUGAAUGUGAGCUGGUAAUAAUGUAGUUGCUAUUGAUACUAUUUUUAUUGAAUUGCCCAAUAAGAAUAUUUGGCAAGCCAGAACAUCUGAGAAGAGCUCUGGUUUGGUGGAAGGGAUGGGUAGAUUAGUUUCUUUCUGUUUGUUUGUUUGUUUUAUUAUAGGCAAUGUAUAUGCAGGACUCGCAUCACGUACAACACUCUCCACAAAAGACUAUGCGCCUAAGGAAACUGUAUCAUAUUUAUCUACAACUUCAGCUCUACCCAAUAAGAAGACAGACGUCUCUGCAGCUCCUCUUCCAACCUCUCCACAAACUAGCAGCUCUACUGGGUCCACUGAGCAGACAACUCCACCACAUGGGACUCAGGGAGACAAAUUAAGUACAACUAUCACCACAAACUCCAAGAGCACAACACUGUCAAAUUCCAUGAUGUCUUCUACACUGAAGGACCAGGGAGGGACAUCGAGAACCACAGCCUUACCUACCAUGGCCACUUCACCUGAGACCCCAAAACAGAAUCAGAGCACUCUAAUUACAACCCCAUCAACAUCAAACCCCACAGUCCGUGGAACAGAAUCCUCAGUGUCCACUGACUCUGUGUACACUGAGAUGUCAGCCACAAUCACAGCUCCAAUAGCAUUAAACACAGCAGGCAAUGAUGCUAAUUCACCCAGGCCCAUGACAACCACUGUUUCUGAGAAUUCAGCUGUGUCUACAUCCCCAAGAACAUCGAGCAAAGUCGCUAACGUGAAAGAAUCUUCUCCCAUGACAACAGGUGCAUUUUUCCACUCCACUUUGCUAACCACAACCGCUCUAGCGACAACUGUCCUUGGAACAACUGUGUCUGGGACUCAGGAAGGAAAAACUACAGCUGCACUCCCAGCUCCAACAGCCUCCACGAUGACCAAGCCACACCCCAACACAGCCACACAGACACCUUCCUAUCCAGCGGAAUCAGCCUCCAGUGUGGACACUACUACUGCCCAGGCACCUGAGACAAUGGCUGCUCAUUCCACAGCCCUUAUCCCCAGCUCCUCAGGGACAACAAAAUCCUCUAUAACCAGGACAAGUCAAGCUUCCCCCAAACAUACCCAGAGUAGUAGUCCUGGAACUGAAGCUUGCACUGUGGAUGAGUAUCCAGACAGUGGGGGAGUUUGUAGGUGCAAUAAAAGCUACUACGCUCACUCAGAAUUGUUCAGAGUAUCGAGGAGCCUGCAUUGCCUGCCACGGAAAAUUGAGGUGCUCCUGAGCCGCUGCUUCCUGAAGACUCACAGCUGGGUCCUGGCGAAAGGUGCCUUCUCGGCAUGCUCCAAUGGCAGCAGAAUAGACCAGGGUCUCCGUGUCCACGUCUUCAUGCUGGAGAAGAAGGAGGGUGUCUGUGGACUCCGCCUGUCUGUAAGCAAGCUGACCAACAGCAGCCACGCCCGGUACUCCCUGGAGGUGACUCUUCUGCACGAUCCCCCUGACUUCACCAUUACUAAUGCCACAGUGCUCAGCUUCAGCUGCACAUACCCACUGGUGGUGAAUGUCAGCCAGACCCUGCCCUACCCGGUGGUCUCCUUUCCGCAGAAGAGUCAACACUCUCAGGUGAGGCAUAAGGUGGGUGAUGGUCCCUCCCCCUGGGGUUUUGUGGUGAGGGUCUCACUCCUGUCCCUUUUUAGAUAUGUCACCAUCCAUGUUCCGGGCACUGGGGACACUGUCGUUAUCCUGGGAAUCUUCACAGACCCUCAGCUCUCAGCUCCUCUUGAGAACAGAACAGCUCCUAUUGGCAAGCCCCUCUACGUGGUCCUCAGGGACACAAGCAGCGAUCCAGACCGAUUUGCCCUGGUGGCCAAUGAGGUCUUUGCUAGUACCAACAUCUCCAGGAUGGGUGCUGUUGAGGCUACCUACCACUUUGUGAAUGAGAGCUGCCCAGUCAGCAACCGGCUGCUCCACGGCCUGCAGGCCAACGGGGGCUCUCUGGAAGUGACGCUGGCCUUCAACCUGUUCCGCUUCUUCACCAGCGAUACCAUGUACCUACACGGCCGCGUAACCCUGUGCGACAAGAAGGCGGGACGCCCGUGCCAACCGGUAAGCGGGCAGCCCCGAGGCCCCUGAGCAGCCACAACGUGGCCAGACUUCUAGCAAGGCACAAG
This is a messenger RNA of Microcebus murinus (gray mouse lemur), 2273 nucleotides long. The record is from RefSeq and is a predicted model, not a curated record. Lineage: Eukaryota; Metazoa; Chordata; Mammalia; Primates; Cheirogaleidae.